Cuscuta europaea is the source of this 2125-nucleotide messenger RNA. NCBI's taxonomy places the organism in Eukaryota, Viridiplantae, Streptophyta, Magnoliopsida, Solanales, Convolvulaceae. The record is from the annotation of a GenBank genome assembly.
AUUUCCCAUUAGUAACCGCUAACGACCCUAGUUAGUCACUUGUGUCACUGCUGUACUGCUGAUUUCACUGCCACCCAGCACCGUUCUCCAAAAGCUCCAUACCACUCCGGAGCAGAAAUGCCAAUUUCUUUUACCCACUGUAGCGUUAAAACGCCAUACCAGCUAUUUAGCUUCACUACCCCCAAAUUAUCCAGCUCCUCGGCGGCGGCCCCUCUCGCUAAUACCCUGAAAUUCUUCAAUCCCGCCACUGCAUCUCUUCAAAUUCCAGCCUCAUCAAUCUCUGCUAAUGACAGGAGUUCGUUUAAAGUGUGGGUGUAUGGCGAAGAGUCGUGUUUCAAGUGUAAUUCUCCUGAAGAAGAAGCAGAAAUAGAAGAAGAAGAAUGGAAGAGAUGCGAUGAUGGGCAGCAACUGACUUGCGUGAUGAAAUUCGGCGGGUCGUCGGUUGCUUCUGCUAAGCGGAUGCUGGAGGUUGCUGAUUUGAUUCUUGCAUUUCCAGAGGAAAGGCCAGUUAUUGUUCUCUCUGCUAUGGGAAAGACUACCAAUAAUUUACUGUUUGCAGGAGAGAAGGCUUUGAGUUGUGGUGUAUCAAAUGUAUCAGAAAUUGAAGAGCUUACCACUGUAAAGGAACUUCACCUCAGGACGGUACAAGAACUAGGACUGGAUGUUUCUAUUAUUUCUGAACAUUUGGAACAAUUGGACCAUCUUCUGAAUGGAAUAGCUAUGGUGAAAGAGCUCACUCUUCGCACCAAAGACAAGCUAGUGUCUUUCGGAGAGCGCUUGUCCACCCGGAUAUUUGCUGCUUAUUUGAAUAGUAUUGGGGCCAAAGCACAGCAAUAUGAUGCAUUUGACAUUGGAUUUAUUACAACAGAUGACUUCACAAGUGCAGAUAUCUUAGAUGCUACUUAUCCUGCAGUUGCUAGGAGAUUGUACAGAGCUUGGGUCAAAGAUCAUGCAAUUCCUGUUGUUACUGGCUUCCUUGGAAAGGGAUGUAAAUCAGGCGAAAUUACAACUCUAGGUAGGGGUGGCAGUGACUUGACAGCUACAACACUUGGGAGAGCUUUGGAAUUGCGGGAGAUUCAGGUUUGGAAAGACGUCGAUGGCGUUCUAACUUGUGAUCCAACUAUUCAUCCAUGUGCAAAGCCUGUGCCUCAUCUGACCUUCGAGGAGGCUACUGAGCUUGCAUACUUUGGAGCUCAGGUUCUGCAUCCUCAAUCUAUGAGGCCAGCUAGGGAGGGUGAUAUCCCCGUCAGGGUUAAAAAUUCAUAUAAUCCAAGAGCUCCCGGUACCAUCAUAACUAAAUGCAGAGAAAUGAGCCAGGUGUUACUGACCAGUAUAGUCUUGAAGCAGAAUGUCACCAUGUUAGAUAUAGUUAGUACCCGAAUGCUUGGUCAAUUUGGCUUCCUUGCAAAGGUUUUUUCAAUAUUUGAAGAGAUGGGGAUUUCUGUUGACGUUGUUGCAACAAGUGAAGUCAGUAUAUCCGUGACACUGGACCCUUCAAAAAUUUGGAGCAGAGAACUCAUUCAGCAGGAACUUGAUCAUGUGGUUGAAGAGCUGGGAAAAUUUGCAGUGGUAAACCUGUUGCCGAACAAAUCCAUCAUCUCCCUUAUUGGAAAUGUCCAAUAUUCUUCUUUGAUAUUGGAGAAGGCUUUCAGGGUGUUCCGGACAAAUGAUGUUAAUGUGCAGAUGAUCUCACAAGGAGCAUCAAAGGUAAAUAUAUCAUUGAUUGUAAAUGACAGUGAAGCAGAGAAGUGUGUCAAGGCACUUCAUUAUUCUUUCUUUGAGAGUGAGGAAUCUGGAAUAGGCAUGGAUGCAACUGUUAGCAACGGGAAAGUGAUUCAAUUGCCUGUGAAGAGAUAAUUUUGCCCCCACCAUAUGUUAGUAUUCUUUACUCAUUGCUAAUGAUUGUGGCUUAGUGUUUUAGAAAUUGUAAUGUUGUAUUGUCCACUAUUAAAGUUGUAUUGACCACGAUUAAUGUUGUUGAACUUGAUUAUAAACCCCAAUCAUUUUAUAGAGGUUCCAGGAGUGGAGGAAAAUGGAGUGAACUUUCAUUGGGGGUAUUCAAUUUAUUUUCUCCCAUAGAGAUCAAAAACAAUUUUCAUUUCUAGUUAUGCACUUUUCAUUCUCC